This is a messenger RNA of Amphiprion ocellaris (clown anemonefish), 3411 nucleotides long. RefSeq names its product polymerase (DNA-directed), delta interacting protein 2 (gene poldip2). NCBI's taxonomy places the organism in Eukaryota, Metazoa, Chordata, Actinopteri, Pomacentridae. Gene Ontology annotation, cellular component: mitochondrial nucleoid; nucleus. Bases 22 to 1188 code for a protein of 388 amino acids. Gene Ontology annotation, biological process: error-free translesion synthesis. Gene Ontology annotation, molecular function: DNA binding. The transcript is spliced from 12 exons. The record is from RefSeq and is a predicted model, not a curated record.
GAACGUGCAAGGGCAGCAAAGAUGGCGGCCUGUGCGCUACGCCGAGGCUUGCUGAGCAGCGUCAGUAAAUAUAACAAGAAGCACACACACAGAAUACUGAGUGUCGCUGACAGUACCGGCUGCUUCGAGGCGUUCAGACCGCGGUUCCAGUGCCGAACCUGCGGACUGCCCGGCGCUGUUCAGACCAGGAGGUUCAUGUCCUCACGGAACAGGCCUGAAGGGAAGAUUUUGGAGACUGUGGGAGUGUUUGAGGCUGUAAAGCAGCAUGGCAAAUACGAAACGGGACAGCUGUUUCUCCACAGUGUGUUUGGCUACAGAGGCAUUGUCUUGUUUCCUUGGCAUGCCCGACUCUACGACCGAGACAUCACCCCUCCCAUGUCUGACAGCAAACCCGAGCCCCCAGGAGCCCACGGCUCCAAGGAGGUGAAGGGGAAGACUCACACCUACUACCAAGUUCUCAUCGACACCAGGGAUUGCCCUCAUAUAUCUCAGCGCUCUCAGACAGAGGCAGUGACGUUUCUUGCCAACCAUGAUGACAGCAGAGCCCUGUACGCCAUUCCAGGUCUGGACUAUGUGAGCCAUGAAGACAUUCUGCCCUACAACUCUGCAGAGCAGGUCCCCAUUCAGCACGAACUGUUUGAGCGCUUCCUCAUGUACAACCCUGCAAAAUCUCCUCCGUUCACAGCCAGAGACACUCUGAAGGCAUGGCAGGAGAAGAACCACCCUUGGCUGGAGCUCUCAGACGUCCACAGAGAGACCACUGAGAACAUCCGAGUCACUGUCAUCCCCUUCUACAUGGGAAUGAGGGAGGCCCAGAACUCCCAUGUUUAUUGGUGGCGCUACUGUAUCCGUCUGGAGAAUAUGGGUAACGAGGUGGUUCAGCUGAGAGAGAGGCACUGGAGGAUCUUCAGCCUGUCAGGAACCCUGGAGACGGUCCGAGGACGAGGCGUUGUAGGCAGGAGGAGUCGCCCCCUGCUGCCCAUUGUAAAGAAUGAGCCAGUGUUAUCUAAAGAACAGCCAGCCUUCCAGUACAGCAGCCAUGUGUCUCUACAAGCCCCCAGUGGUCAUAUGUGGGGGACGUUUCGUAUUGAAAGGACCGAUGGAUCCCACUUUGACGUUCGCAUUCCUCCUUUCUCCCUGGAGAGCAACAAAGAUGACAAAGCGCCCCCUGCUGGCUACACAUUUUAAGUGUCACCUCCCACCUGUGAGCCCCCAGACAUGCUGUCAGUCCUGGUCGUGUCUGGGUUAUCUAGAAUUGUCCUUUCUCUGUGACAUGGCCUCGGCAUAGAUUAGUGUCAGGCAGGUCAAGCAGAGGGAAAUUAAACCCCUUCUAGAUAAUCCAGAUGCAGGUCCACCUUACCAUUAUUUUUGUCAGAGUUCACCCAGCAGCAGUAUGUCAGUGAUUAAAUCGUAUUGGCUGAAAAUCAAUCUGCAGUCCUGUACAUCUUCACUCCAUGUUGAGUUUGAAGAGACAUGCACAGUGAAGUGAAAGACAACUGGGUGGUAGGAAGGAGAAUUAAUGCUGCUGAGCAGAGCUGGUCCUGAAAUGCCAUGGCUGAAAUGUUGACUGGGUUGUUUUUAUAGAGGGAGUGUUUCCUGCUAAGAUCUGGGCUCACAAGAAAGAAAAGCAUCUUCAGCUGAUCUUUAAACUGAGGCCUCAGGUGAAUGUCAAAGUCAACUAAUAAGCUAUGAGUAUACAUUCACACUCCUCAUGACAACAUGAGUUUUAUCCUGAACCCUUUUCUCCUGUCAUGGCUCUUGAGCGUACAACUAUCCAAUCACAGCUGAGUUAUGUAGGACUUCUGUGAGCAACUUAAGCGAGGGAGAACCGUUGAAUUCUGGGCUGGUAGCACAGAAGUGGUUCUGAUUUAUUGUGAUGCAACAGGGAAGCACAGUGGAUGUCACCCAUCAACAGAAAAUCAUGCGUUCAUGUCAAGAUGAAACCAAGUCUUCAAAAAUUUUAAGUGAAAAAUAGACAACUUCGUAUAUUGUUCAUGUUAGUAUCUAGUUGGGGCAUCUUUGCCAGCAGUUACAGCUUUGGGUCUGUCAUUUAUUUUCCCAGUCUUUUGUGCAGUUCUGCUUCAGCCCUGUCAGAUUGCACUUUCAGGAUUAUAGUCCACAGAGAACAUUGUUAUUACUUAAAGACUUCCUGGGCUUUCUGUAAAGAGGCAUUCCCAUGGCGUGAUGCUGCCACCAAAAGGCUUCAUGACGUGUUCAUGUCCUGUAGGAUGGAUGGCAGAGAUGGAACAAAUCCAGCACUAACAUGUUUACUUGAAUGACCAACUCGAGAUGGUUGUAUUAUUAGACUUAAAGAUACUGUGCAUCGACACUAAGGCACUAUAUUUACUAAAUAUGAUCACAUGUAGUUGAGUAUAUUAGAUAGCUCUCCAAAAAAGCAGAGCUUUCAGAAAAAUCUGAGCUUCCCAGUUGUGUUUACUACCUUUAUGCUGACAUGGAACUGUUGAGAAGUUGAAAGUUUUUAGCGUUUUUAGUACUUAACUGUCUCAGUCUCGGAAGUCUCCUUUAGUGUCCACAAGCCUCUUGGCAGCCGCUUUCAUCACUGCCCAUUGUUGUGCCAUAUCCUUUUAAUUGUUAUAAAGCAGUAUAUUUUCCCCUUGUGACAGUUUUUCUUUACCCUGAUACACAUUUCUUAUUAUGCCAAAAGCAAAAAACAAUCAUCAGUAUUUCCAUAUGCAGAUGUACUCUAUUUAAACCUUGCGAUUCCUUGUCAGACUCUCAGUACACUGGAGACUUGUGUUCAUAUGGAUCAGACUAUUAAAGUAGCUGCUCCAGUCAUAAUCUCAGUGGGAGAAUCCUUACACCAUCCAUUAGUUAGAGUUCCAUAUAUGCACAUACCUGUGGAGGUCUCUUUAAAGAUUUCUCCUCGACGUUAAAAUUCUGUUGCUCGGUGCUUCAAUUUAUCAUCCACUGUGAUUCCAUGUUGUGAAAGCUCGAACUGAAAAAAGCAAAGUCUAAAUACUUCGUGUAAGCAGUGAACUGUGUGUGUUGACAGCCAAAAGUAGAUCCUCCUCCAGCUGGAGGCGAGGGUCAGGUGUGAGUUGUCUUUGAAUAACAAAAGCAGCACACCUUAAAGUAAUUAAACUCAGCCGGUGGCAGCCAGUGUUGUGGCUAACAGGAGGACAGUGUGUGUGAAAUGUCUCUGCAGCCUCUGCUUUCUGUUAAAGCCAGAAUGAAGUCUUCAUCCUGUACUCACACACUGGAUGUCUGUCAUCAAGGCUGACUGUUUGACUUUGCAAAAGAGAGCUAUGAGCCUAACACUUCUCUCAUAAAGUGAGGAAAGAAACUAACAUUUUUGUUUUCAUAAGUGAUUUGAAGCAACUAUGAUGGUUGAAAUGCUACUGUAAAUAGAGAUGUAAUUAAAGGCAAAAUAAAUAUACCUUUUGAAAAAUA